AUGGCCGCCGUCGACCCGACGUAUCCCCUCUACCCGAUCUCUUGCUUACUGGCUGCAGCAACGCUGCUCCUCGUGUUGCUGACCAGCUUCCUCCGUCAGAGCUGGAACCUCGGCGUCACUCUCUUAUGCUUUUGGCUGUUCUUCGAGAAUCUGACUGGCGGAAUCAAUUCCGUCAUCUGGUCCGACAACGCAGACAUCAAGCUGUACGUCUACUGCGACAUUGUCACGCACGUGCAACUGAUUACUUCGGUUGUCAAAGCCAUGGCCACCUUGAUCAUCACCCGCCGACUCUACCUGAUUACCAGCCUGCGAUCCAUUGAACCUCAUACCACAGCGGCGAGACGCCGAGAUCUCGCGAUAGAGUGGACACUUGGGUUAGGAAUUCCUCUUCUCGUUGCAGGACCUCUCUACUACGUAGUGCAGGUGCUUCGAUUCGAGGUCAUCGAGGGUUUUGGCUGCACAGGCUCUCUCGACACCUCCAUACUCAGCAUGUUGUUCGCACGAUCGUGGAACGUCCUCCCUCCCUUGAUAUCCAUAACUGUCUACUACCCCCAUGUCGCUCGGAUGUUCUAUCGUCACAGCCGGGAGAUCAACCAGUUCCUACAGAGCAACAACUCGGUCUCCCGCACGAACUACCUCCGCAUCCUCGCCCUCUCCAGCAUCGACAUUCUGCUCACCCUGCCUAUAGGCAUCACGAACAUCGUCUUGGCAGUGAACAACGGUCUGGCUUCUGGUCCCAUCCCGUUCUACUUUGGAUGGACCUACGAUCACACGGACUGGCAACCGGAGAGCGUCAGCUAUGCGGUUCUGGUGUCGGGCGGUACUCUCAAUGUAGCCGAGUUCUACUUCACCAAUUGGACGUCGCCAAUUCUCGCCUUCGUCAUCUUCGGUCUGUUCGGCGCUACCUCGGAGGCCCGCGCUUCGUACUGGCGCGUCACCUGUACCGUCUGCGGCUGGUUCGGCUGGAAGCCUAUUCCUCGCGGGCGCAGGGCGCGUUCACCGCUGGGCGACAUCGAGUUCGGCGAACAACCUCCGCAGAACUCCAUGUCGUUGGGUCUCGACUCGCAUCCAAGCUUCAUCAAUCCCAACACCCGCACACAAGAACAGGGCCCAGAGUGCGUUGGUGGCAUGAGCGCGACUGUGUCUGAGAAGGACGUGGAGGAGGUGCACGGCUUUACCACAGACGCCAGGUCCGCCGAUGCAGAGCAUUCGACGCAGCCUCACGGGUCUUGCCAGAGGGGUGUUAAAGACGCUCAGACAGCGGUGUGA
Messenger RNA from Peniophora sp. CBMAI 1063, 1269 nucleotides. The record is from the annotation of a GenBank genome assembly. Lineage: Eukaryota; Fungi; Basidiomycota; Agaricomycetes; Russulales; Peniophoraceae.